AUGCUUUGGCACAACUGCCCCACGGAGAUUUAUGACAUAGCGCUUCUCUGGGGCGGUCCUUCAUACGGCUCUUCGUCGAGAUUCCGGAGGCUUCUCAGGUCUUUGCCGCGACCACAUCCUGACAUUCAGCUAGAAUGGCAUCUGCGGCUGUACGAUCAGUAUACCAGGCUGAAGCGCUGCCUGGAGAUACGAGAGGAUACACCGCUGUUGUCCGACGAGGAUUUGGAGGAACUGAGAGUCAUUCGAGGUGCCCCACUGAACAUUGACGACUUUGACCCAAUCGACGUCGAAAAGAGAUUCUUCUUUUCCAAACCCACUCGCCACAGAUGGGCAAAAUGGCUGGCCGAACAAUAUCUCGAAGAGGGAGAAGUAUGGCCAGAACCUGAAAAGGAGUCGCGUUGGGUCAUUGACGAGAAUGGAAAUCGAGUGCCGGACAUUUGCUGUGUCAAUUACUAUGCCCAUGCACUCUGGCAGAUGACAGACUCCUGGGUUGAUGGUGGCACUGUAAAACAGAACCCAUGGUGGAUCACCAGUCGUUUAUACUCUGUAGAUCCGACUGGGGCCACGGGUUAUGGGAAAGUUUACACAGGUCCAGCAAAUGAGUUUCAUGCAACCUCUACGCUCCUUUAUCAAGGCGGAACCCGAUACGGACCUAAUCCACAAGUGCCUCAUAUAAUUAUCAUCACCUACGAUACGAUUGUACCCGAUGAUCGAAUCUUGAGGAGUGAAUUGUUACUGGCUGUCAGCAUACUCCGCAGAAACCUUGCUCUAUUUCCAUGGCUCGAGCACCAUACAUUUCCGGUCUUGGUGUUGAGCUUCCACGAAACAGGAGCUCGCAUAUUGCAGAUGCACGCCGAAAAUGGAUACUUCAUAGUCAGAGCCUCUCGGCAGCUUAUAUUUCCUACAGAAGACGGCAGCAUACCAGCCGACGGCCUCAUCAUGCUUACGUGGAUGCUGGCAGAGCCCAUGGGCGAGACGUGCUUCUCUAAUAUAUCAGUCAAUACCUCCAGUGAAGAUGCAAAAUUUUGUCGACAUGAAGGUGAUCUACAGGUAGCCUCUACAUUGGGGGUACCGGUUGUUGAUGACCCAGAUUUUAUCCCGCUUAAGCACCGUGCUAUUUAA
Trichoderma aggressivum f. europaeum is the source of this 1122-nucleotide messenger RNA. RefSeq lists its product as uncharacterized. The record is from RefSeq and is a predicted model, not a curated record. NCBI's taxonomy places the organism in Eukaryota, Fungi, Ascomycota, Sordariomycetes, Hypocreales, Hypocreaceae. The coding region runs from base 1 to 1122 and encodes 373 amino acids. The transcript is spliced from 3 exons.